AUCAAGCAAUAUCAUCAAAUAUCCUCCUCUACUUUAUGAAGAAGGGAAAUCGCCUCUCCAACAUAGGAGCAUGAACCACAAUUGUUUUGUGUCCAAAAUUGGAAUUUUGAGAGAAGGAUUAGGGGUGGACGUGUGGGAUAAACUCAAGGACUCAUCUCUUGGAGUGUUUAUAAAGUUUGCUGAAUUGGAAUACACCUGGGCUGCGCAGAGAGUUCACUUUCUACUCACACAUCAGCUGAGAAUCAACAACAUUCAUGAGGUUUGGUCUUUGAUCGAUAAUAGGCCAAUUAGAUUUUCUUUAAAUGAGUUUGCAGAGAUAACAAGGUUAAAUUGUGAUGCAUUUGACCUUUUAGAGAACUUUGAUGUUGAUCACCAUGAUUUCUGGAAAGAAAUGAAAAUACCAACAACCCUUGAUGGUCCUAUGUGGAGUGAGUUGGUAAAGGUUAUUGAUUCUAGCAAAACAUGGCAUCUUGAUAAGAGGAUGAUGGUUGGUAGGUUAUGUUUGUUGUCAGUAUGCGUACAUGGAAUUCAUCAUACAUCUAGAAUCCCGUUGGCAACCGCUAAGAGAGUUUUAGAUCCAGUUGCUUUUGAAAAACAUCAAUGGGGUUGGGUUGCUUGUAGUAGUCUAGUGAAUUCUAUGAAGAUGGUUGACUAUCACAGAGAUUCAUACACCAUACACGGGUGUGUUCAUGCUUUGUUAAUUUGGUUGUAUGAGAGUGUUACUGGAAUAGGAGAAAGUUAUGGGGUUAGAAGGAUAGAAACCACUGGUGUUCCACUUCUUGAUUGGCGAUCAUCUCGAAAACGUAUCAACUUCACAAACUUCAUCCAAAACGAGAAGAAGUUGCAUGGACAGGUUCGUGUUAGGCAUAUGGUUCAUGUUUCAGAGGAAAACAUGUAUCCUCUAUGGUCUGACACAGAUGAGCAUACGGAUCUACACCUAGACGAGCUACUUAAAGAUCUCAUUCAUAACCGUUUGUCUCUAGAUGCUUGGAGUUGUGUCAAAACAGUUGGUAUAAGUUCAAAAAAGAAGAAAAGAAGUGCUGAAGCUGAUAAGGUGAAUGACAACAGAGGGUGCAAUCCUAAGAAAAAAAGAUUGACAGAUAGUGAUCCUAAAUGUGAACAAGGAGAAAAUGUAACCAACAUGGAGGAUGGUAAGGAUGACAAGUCAAUUUCUUUGGAUAUUUGGAGGGCGAUUGAGAAAAUGAAUGAGACUAUUUCUGACUUGGGCAAAACACUCAACAGUCGAAUAGAUGCUUUGGAGAGUAAAUUUGAAACAUUCGUUGAAAAAAAAAUGACGGUGUUCAAAGAGGAGAUGGGUGAGAGGAUUAAAGCAUUGGAGAAAGAAAGAAAAGAGCCUAAAGACGCUGAUGUACGGAAUGAUGCCACUUCGCACACCAUUAACGAUGAUGAGGGAACAAGUAAAACACCUUCAUGGAUUGUUGAGAUGAAGCAGACAUCACAAGAUGAAUUUCCAGUUCAAAGGGUGGUGAGGAAGGAAUCUGUGAAGAAAGCUAAAUUGAAAAUAGCUUCCAAUUCUGAAGAUACAUGGUCCAACAAGGAGGAUCAGUUGGUAUAUAAAAAACUUGAGGUGACAUUAAACCUCCUUGGAGAGGCUUUGACGAAGUUGGAUGGACCUGGACCUUCGGAGACUUCUAGACGCGUGCCCCAGUUGGCAGAAUCGCAGAAGUAUCCUUACCUUGGUAACUCGACAGUCAAGCGGAUCAUUACAGAGGGUGAUAAUGUGUUAGGCGAUCAUCUUAAGCCUGUAGAUGAUGAGAAACAUCAGAGACUUCUGGAUUUUCUCAGCCUUGAUAAGUAUACAUCAACAACUCUGAAUAGUUUAUAA
This is a messenger RNA of Camelina sativa (false flax), 1846 nucleotides long. Lineage: Eukaryota; Viridiplantae; Streptophyta; Magnoliopsida; Brassicales; Brassicaceae. The record is from RefSeq and is a predicted model, not a curated record.